Cornus florida is the source of this 1544-nucleotide messenger RNA. Its product is annotated as 26S proteasome regulatory subunit 4 homolog A. Gene Ontology annotation, biological process: proteasome-mediated ubiquitin-dependent protein catabolic process. The transcript is spliced from 6 exons. The record is from RefSeq and is a predicted model, not a curated record. Gene Ontology annotation, molecular function: ATP binding; ATP hydrolysis activity; proteasome-activating activity. The coding region runs from base 80 to 1414 and encodes 444 amino acids. Lineage: Eukaryota; Viridiplantae; Streptophyta; Magnoliopsida; Cornales; Cornaceae. Gene Ontology annotation, cellular component: proteasome regulatory particle, base subcomplex.
UUCGAAAUACACACUCGAAAUUCCAAACCUCAUCUCUCUCUCUCUCUUCCAAACCCUUGCUCUCUUUCUCUCUCUCAUCAUGGGUCAGGGAACUCCGGGCGGUCUGAACCGCCAACCACCAGGCGACCGAAAGCAAGACGGCGACAAGAAGGAGAAGAAGUUUGAACCGGCGGCGCCGCCGGCCCGAGUCGGCCGCAAGCAGCGGAAGCAGAAGGGACCGGAGGCGGCGGCGCGGCUUCCGACGGUGACGCCACUGACGAAGUGCAAGCUGAGGUUACUAAAACUCGAGCGAAUCAAAGACUACCUUCUGAUGGAAGAAGAGUUCGUGACGAAUCAAGAGAGAUUGAAACCCCAAGAAGAGAAAACGGAGGAGGACCGAUCUAAGGUCGACGAUCUGCGUGGGUCGCCGAUGAGCGUUGGCAAUCUCGAGGAGUUGAUCGAUGAGAAUCACGCCAUCGUGUCGUCUUCGGUGGGACCGGAGUACUACGUGGGGAUUUUGUCGUUCGUAGACAAGGACCAGCUUGAGCCUGGGUGUGCCAUUUUGAUGCACAAUAAGGUUCUUUCUGUUGUUGGACUUCUUCAAGAUGAAGUUGAUCCAAUGGUGUCUGUAAUGAAGGUUGAGAAGGCGCCAUUGGAGUCAUAUGCUGACAUUGGUGGCUUAGAUGCCCAGAUACAGGAAAUCAAAGAAGCAGUAGAGCUCCCUCUAACACACCCUGAAUUAUAUGAAGACAUUGGUAUCAAGCCUCCUAAGGGGGUGAUACUUUAUGGAGAGCCUGGAACUGGCAAGACUUUACUUGCUAAGGCUGUGGCAAACUCCACAUCUGCAACUUUUUUACGUGUUGUUGGAAGUGAAUUGAUUCAAAAAUAUUUGGGAGAUGGUCCGAAGUUAGUGAGGGAACUCUUUAGAGUUGCGGACGAUCUCUCACCUUCAAUUGUGUUCAUUGAUGAAAUUGAUGCAAUUGGUACAAAAAGGUACGAUGCUCACUCAGGUGGUGAACGUGAAAUUCAGAGGACUAUGUUGGAACUGCUGAAUCAGUUGGAUGGUUUUGAUUCUAGAGGAGAUGUAAAGGUGAUCCUAGCAACAAACAAAAUUGAAAGUCUUGAUCCUGCACUGCUUCGCCCUGGUCGAAUAGACAGGAAGAUUGAAUUCCCUCUUCCUGAUAUUAAAACAAGGAGACGCAUUUUCCAGAUACACACAUCAAGGAUGACAUUGGCUGAUGAUGUCAACUUGGAAGAAUUUGUUAUGACUAAGGAUGAGUUUUCUGGAGCUGAUAUCAAGGCAAUAUGCACUGAAGCCGGUUUGCUUGCAUUAAGAGAGCGUCGUAUGAAGGUAACACAUCCAGACUUCAAAAAGGCGAAAGACAAGGUUAUGUUCAAGAAGAAAGAGGGGGUCCCAGAAGGACUGUAUAUGUGAAUGCUGUGUUCUUUAUAGACAUGGUCAUUUGUGUGGCGUAUUUCUCUGAAGUUAGCACUUCGUUUUACUUAUUUUUUGUUGAACAUUUGACAUUGGUGAUAUCAAAACAGUGGUCAUUUUGUUAGGUCAA